AUGUCCUUUUUCUGCUGCUGUCGUGGUCGGCGAACUACGACAGAUUACCGAGAACCAGACCGGGAAAUCCAAGAGAUACUCGACUUUCCAAUCCACCCACCUCGUGCGAGGCUAUCCAAGUCACUGUUUCCCGCACCCGAGCUUGAUCUUUCAUCACCACACAUCGCAGUAACAAAGGCCCCAUCUCUACUACAUAGUUCGAUACCGGAGGUUACAGUUGAUCCUACUAUCCUCGAAGUCGAUGAUUCCGACGAUGAUGAACCUGUGCGAAGCAUUAGAAACUCCAGCACCGGCACACUAGAGGCUAUCAAAACCAGGUUUAUUAGACCGCUAUCUCAAAAAUCAGAAUCCAAGAGACACUCGCAGCAAUAUCUCGGUGCGAGUGAAGAGGAGAUCGCGCGGCGUGCGGAGUUGAAGCGUCUGAUGCACAAGAGGAUUCAAGAAGAGUUAAAAAGUGAAGAACAAGAAGAAGCAGACUCUAAGGCGACCAACCCCGAUGAAUCGAAACCUGGAAGUUCCGCUAAUGUUGGAUUACUUGGUGGUGGACCUCGAGAUAACAUAGAAUUUUCCUUCUCGGACGUGAACGAAAUCAAUUCCAAAGAUUCGGCGCUUGAGUCGGCGGAUGCUGUACCCCUUGAGCUCCCAGAGAGCAAAUCACAGCCACAGAUUUUCCUUCGAAGGAGUAGUUACCCGGGAUCACCAAGUCGAUCCCAUGAUAGUUUCGUCCCUAGAAGUCAUGGAAACCUAAAAGAGCAGGGUUCUUUGCCUCAAUUCCCUUCUUCACCUCAAUUAGCCCCUGUCCAUUUACCAAGUGCUCGAGGCUCAGAGUCGCUCUGUUCUUGGCGACUUUCUUACAGUGCCGAACAGCUCGCAAACUACCUUGGCCCCCCUGAAGAUCCAAGGCCUGAUGAAGAGUCCGAACCUGCUAAGUCUAUCGAUGAAAUGGAAGGUGUCGACAAAGAUGGCGAUGAUCACGAGGACAAUAUUGCGAGAUGCCCUUCGAUUAGUCAAACACCUGCGGAGAGCUUGGAACCAAUUGACAGCACACAGCAGAAAGAGCCGACUAAAAGUUAUGAGCGACACGACCAAAGUGAGAUAAGAAAUCCCGAGAGCCCACGCACCGAGAGCUCCAAUCACGAAGGCUCCGGUCAAGAUUCGCCGUUAGACAUGUGGUUACGUAGCCAAGAGUUACAAUCGACUUCAACCUUAUCAAGCAGAAGAACGAGUGGCAUGAUUUCCCAGAUGGCCCUCGACAAUUUUAACCCAGGAAAUUCAGACUCGCCUCAAAAAUCAAUAAAGGACCCACAGAACGUCUUCAAUAACUUGUCUGCUUCCCCUCCAAAUGCAACGGCUCUUCCAUGCGGUACACACGUAAACACUAACUCGGCUGAACUACCACCCUCUUGGCCGGAUGUUCUGCGGCGACCCAGCGAGGGCUGCACCAGCUCUCCUGGCGAUAAUAUUCCCGGUUCAGUGGAUCAUGUUCGGGAUGUAUCUUCCUCCCAUUAUGCAUCCUCGCGAUAUACUACUAGGCCUAAUAGUUGCCAGGCCACAGAAAAGGAAUCACGUCUGAGUUUGAUUGAGCUUUUGGGAGGACGAAAGGCUAUACAGCCGUUCACAAACUUCAACCGUCUUAUAUAUCCUAGUGGCAAGACAGAUGCCGAGAAGUCGGACGAUAGUUCGUACAAGACUGCCCCAAACGCGGCAUCAGCAUUGGAUAUAACUAUGCAUGAAACCCAACAGCUGGGACGCCCGACAGCAGAUUCAAGUUCACUGGCAGUCUCUGAUACUGCAAGCUUCAAGCAACGCGAAGCAGAGCUGAAGUCUGUUGAGCAACGAUUUACCCAAGUUCAUCUUCGCCGAGACAAUGCUGCAAGCCCGAUUAUCAGCAAGUUCCGAGAGGAAUUUAACGAGCCUCGAACCUCACUUCUUAGCAGGAACUCCAUAUUUGCUAAAUUUCAUUUGUCAAGGCCAAAAAAGGCAAAGCACCCGACAAAGGAUAUCUGGAGAUAUAGUCAGAAACCUGAGGAUGUUGUGAGUAUCGUGAAUCUGCGGCAGCGGAAUUCCAUAUGCGAUGAAGAUACCCCUGAUAACCAACAGCAGGGACAUUCCUCACAAGUCCAAAAAUCUUUAGAGAUUACCCAUUCAGACCAAGAGGGGCAACAUGGUAUCCCUAGCGUACCUAGCCCAAAAACUAGAUUGGAGCAACUGAAACCUCCGUGUCGCCACGAGGAUGACAAUAGCCCACAGUCGGACAUAUCGAAUAAUGUGCUCAGAGAAUGGGUAAACUUAAUGAACGAUGAAGAUAUCGAAUCUCAAUUAGAAACGAAAGAGGAGCUGCAGAAUCGUAGUCCUAAACGGCUUCGGACACCUCCUGCAUCGUGGGCGAAAUGGCCGUCGCAUACGCGCCACGAAAGGACAGGCCCUGCAGGAAAAGAUGAUAAUGUGAUCCAAAGGGAUUUCGCAGUCCAGGUGGGCUCCAAUACGGGUGAUAUAACUUGGUCUACGGGCAAACCCGGCGAGCCAUCAAAGAGAUAUAUAACUCCUGGAUCUCGAAGCCUAUCAGCCCAACUAGGAAAGGCCGUCAAAGAAGGCCUGGAGAAGGUCGUCCAGCGAAAUUCUUCCGAGACACAUCGUGGUCGUCGGAAGCCCGAUGGACAUUUGGAAUAUCCCGAGCUCGAGAUUCUACCGAUGCAGGGUGGUUAUGAAGAGUUGCAGGCACUCGAACAACAAAUUGGCACCAUGAAACGCAAGUCAGUGCCAGUAGAAAGACAAUUGGCGCGGCUUAGCAGCGACAACAUGAGACUGCCAUUGAGUGUACGACUCGCCGAGGAAGUUCAUAUGAUGCAGCACAAAGCCUCUAGGGAUUCUGAUUCCUGGCAUGAUGAGGACCUCAUGGUCCAAACUUCACCAGAAGUAUCUUCUAAACCCGCUAGGCAGUUACUCCUGCCACCUCAGGGGGCUUCCGAAGGGAUUGAUCAAUUCGAAACCUCCGAGUCCCAAAUUAGUUACGAGGACUGUGUGCCUAAACAUAUGUUGGAAGAUGAGGGCCCCGUGGAUAGUAUCGUGAUGGCAAUGGAGGAAGGCCGUAAUACGCAAGCGACUUAG
Molecule: messenger RNA, 3108 nt
Organism: Annulohypoxylon maeteangense
Lineage: Eukaryota; Fungi; Ascomycota; Sordariomycetes; Xylariales; Hypoxylaceae
Exons: 3
Coding region: 1-3108 (1035 amino acids)
Source: RefSeq, a predicted model, not a curated record